This is a messenger RNA of Knipowitschia caucasica, 762 nucleotides long. Lineage: Eukaryota; Metazoa; Chordata; Actinopteri; Gobiiformes; Gobiidae. The record is from the annotation of a GenBank genome assembly.
AUGGUGACAGUGCAAGCCACGUGCAUCACCCUGACCGCGAUGAGUGGAGACCGCUGUUACGUCACCGUUUACCCGCUCAAGUCCCUCCGCCAUCGGACGCCCAAAGUUGCCAUGAUCGUCAGCAUCUGCAUCUGGAUCGGCUCUCUGAUCCUGUCCACUCCCAUCCUGAUGUACCAGCGGAUAGAGGAGGGGUACUGGUACGGCCCGCAGCAAUACUGCAUGGAGAGGUUCCCGUCCAAGACUCACGAGAGGGCCUUCAUCCUUUACCAGUUCAUCGCCGCCUAUCUCCUCCCGGUGCUCACCAUCACCUUCUGCUACACUCUGAUGGUGAAGCGUGUGGGACAGCCGACCGUGGAGCCGGUGGACAACAACUACCAGGUGAACUUGCUUUCAGAACGCACCAUCAGCAUCCGCAGUAAAGUCUCCAAGAUGGUGGUGGUUAUCGUCUUGCUAUUCGCCAUCUGCUGGGGUCCAAUCCAAAUCCUUGUUUUAUUCCAGUCGUUCCACCCAAACUACCGCCCCAGCUACACCACAUACAAAAUCAAAACCUGGGCCAACUGCAUGUCCUACGCUAACUCAUCCGUCAACCCCAUUGUCUACGGCUUCAUGGGAGCGAGUUUCCAAAAGUCAUUCCGAAAAACGUUCCCCUUUCUCUUCAAACACAAGGUCAGAGACAGCAGCAUGGCUUCCAGAACAGCCAACGCCGAGAUCAAAUUUGUGGCGGCGGCAGAAGGGAACAAUAACAACAAUGGAGCUGAUUGA